Molecule: messenger RNA, 2097 nt
Organism: Oncorhynchus kisutch (coho salmon)
Lineage: Eukaryota; Metazoa; Chordata; Actinopteri; Salmoniformes; Salmonidae
Product: bone morphogenetic protein 3
Exons: 3
Coding region: 521-1996 (491 amino acids)
Cellular component (GO): extracellular region
Molecular function (GO): cytokine activity; growth factor activity
Source: RefSeq, a predicted model, not a curated record
GGAGGAUUGGCUGUCGAUCCAGAGAUCUUUUCAGAUCUGAACAUAACCCAGAGCUGCUGUCCUCAACGCUAUUAGCUAUUACAUCGAACUGGGAGGUGGGAGCCCUUAUUCACUCAACCGAGAGAGAGAGAGAGAGAGAGACAGACAGACAGACAGACAGACAGACAGACAGAGCGGAACAACUUUGGUAGGAUAUCAACUUGUAACUGUUAAAUGAGCGGUGAAUGACACGCAGAGAGCGUGUCGCGCUAACCAGGAGCAGAGCGCACUAUCUUCUGUCGGUUACAUCCUGAUUAUUUCUAUUGUAAUAAUAUAUCGAAUUAUUUCUUUAUUCAUUCCCUUGCUUUCUUUAUUUCUUUAUUUCAAUGAGUGUCGAGUUUCUCAUGAGAUUAUAUACGUUUUCAAACAGGUUGAUACCACCCAUUUUCACACAUAAGACGACUUGGGAAACGCGUUUUGAGCGACAGCUUUUCACCAGCAAGUUAAGCUGAAAGUGUCCACCACUAUUCUCACUGGGACCAUGGCGAUCUGUCCGCGGUUACUGCUGCUGCUCGGAUGGAGCUAUCUAUUCGGAGGAUAUUGCGCGAUGUUGAAAGAUCAUUUCACAGAUUUAAAAAUUAAAGGUACAUCUGGGCACUCCGGUGCGGCCCGGAGGGACAAAGACCGCCCAGAGAAGGAUGAGCACGACCUACUUUUACAGGAUACUAUGACGGAACACAUGCAGAUUCUUUACGAACAAUACAACCGUGCAGAAUUUCCUUUCCGGGACGGGAAUACGGUCCGGAGCUUUAAAGCGCGCUGGGGCACCAUCAACAACAAGCAGUUCCAGAUCUUCAACCUGACGUCUCUCACCAAGUCGGAGGCCGUCCUGUCGGCCACGCUCCACUACUACAUAGGAGACCACCAGAACAGUUUCCAGCACCCGGGCUGCAACAGCACCACCAGGACCAAGCCCAAGAGCUGUGGAGCUCCGUCCCCAUCCCUGUCCCGCCACGGCCCCAGUAGACACAGCCACGUCCAGAUGGGUGUGUGGAGCUUCGCCUCAGUGGAUAACCAUAUCAGGACUUUGGGCCACUUUGUGAUCAAUGUGUCUACACUAUACAGGGACUUCAUCUCUUGGCAGUGGAAGGAUGUCACUCAGGUGGUGAACCAGGCCAAGCAUCAUGAUGAGCUGCUGAUCGGGAUAGACGUGGCAUCCCAGCCUGGACCCAGGCCCUGGAAGAAGCUCCUCUCAGACCGCUUUCCUUACAUCCUGGUCUACGCCAACGACUCAACCAUCUCCGAACCAGAGAGCGUGGUGUCAACACUACAGAGUCAUCAGAGGCAUCAAACCACGAUGACCACGGAAGAAGGAGCAUUCGCCUCCGGCUUCCACAAACUGGGGCUGCACACUCAGAAUAGCACCGCCGCUCAACAACAGGCGCCUCCUCACAGACGCCGGCGCUCGGCUAACGUCCUCCUCCCGCUCCAGAACAACGAGUUACCGGGGCCGGAGUACCCGUAUGAGACGACUGGCUGGGACGAGACCAGCCCCUACGAACCGCUGGAGAACAAGCAGGUCCGUCGGCCGAGGAAAAAGACGCGUGGUAAGAGCCAGAGGCACGACGGUAAGAUGCCCCUGCUGCAGUUUGACGAGCAGACGAUAAAGAAGGCUCGUAAGAAGCAGUGGAACGAACCACGGAACUGUGCUCGUCGCUACCUGAAGGUGGACUUUGCAGACAUUGGCUGGAGCGAGUGGAUUAUAUCUCCCAAGUCUUUUGAUGCCUACUACUGCUCAGGGUCAUGCCAGUUCCCCAUGCCUAAGUCUCUGAAGCCUAGUAACCACGCCACCAUCCAGAGCAUUGUGAGAGCAGUAGGGGUGGUGUCUGGUAUCCCUGAGCCCUGCUGUGUCCCAGACAAGAUGUCUUCCCUCUCCAUCCUCUUCUUCGACGAGGACAAGAACGUGGUGCUCAAAGUUUACCCAAACAUGACUGUGGACUCCUGCGCCUGCAGAUAGGGACAAUUACCACACACACACACACACACACACACAGGCACAUUCACAAAGAAACACACACACAGCUGGACAAUAAGAAAUGCUCUCUCUCUCUCUCUCUC